AUGCAAACUUAUUUGCCUGGAUUUGUAUACAAGUUGAAAACCAGUCCAAUUACAGACGGGGACGACGUCCUACAAAACCAACAACACUUUCGAAGGGUGUUCUGGACAUUCAAACCAUGCAUUGAUGGCUUCUCAUUUUGCAAACCAAUAGUGCAAGUCGAUGGGACCUUCCUUUACGGAAGGUAUAGGGUCACCCUUCUAGUAGCUGUUGCACAAGAUGGGAGAAAUAACAUUUUCCCCAUCGCAUUUGCUAUAGUAGAGGGUGAAACCGCUGAAGCUUGGUUUUUUUUCCUUAAAAACCUAAGGACACACGUUACGCCUCAACAAAAUUUAUGCUUAAUGCCAGACCGCCACAAUUCCAUCAGUGCAGCAUUCAACAGACCGAGUAGUGGCUGGACUCAAGGGAACUGUGUGCAAGUGUUUUGUAUUCGACACAUUGCACAAAAUUUUACAAAAAGAUUCAAGAAUACAACUCUAAAAAAGGACCUCAUCAACAUGGCGUACGCAUUGACGGAGCCACGCUGUAACUACUACUACAACAUCAUUAGAGAAGACAACUCAGAAGCAGCAGCUUGGGUUGACCAAAUUCCAAGGGAACAAUGGUGUCUUGCAUAUGAUCAAGGAAGAAGGUGGGGUCACCUAACAACAAAUUUGGCUGAAGCAAUAAAUUAUGUCUUGAAGAAGACAAGAAAUUUACCAAUUUCAUCCAUAGUAUUGGCCACGUACACCAGGUGCAACACAUACUUUACCAAAAGAGGUAGACAAAUAACUACAAUGCUCAGUGCUGGUCAUGUGUAUUCUGAAUAUGCGACGAACUUCCUACAAGAUGCGGACUCCAAGUCCAACACGCACCAUGUCCUUGAAUUUGAUAGAAAUACCACAAGAUUUAGAGUGGAGGAGAUGGUCAAUCCCAGAGAGGUUCGUCCGGUAGGAAAAUUUGUAGUCAGGCUAGCAGACCAACCUGCAUGGACUGCGGACCAACCCGCAUGGGCUGCGGACUGCGGACCAACCCGCGCGGGCUACGGACCAGCCCGCGUGGUUGCUGGCCGAUGUGGGUCGGGCCAAUGCGGGUCUCAAGCUCACUAUCCUAGUUCGCCCCGUGUUAUUUUUGUUGGUUUGCGGGUUGGUCCAACGAGCCAUACCCAUAUGGCCACCUCUAUUGAAAAUAUAUUGUAUUGA
Messenger RNA from Vigna unguiculata (cowpea), 1179 nucleotides. RefSeq lists its product as uncharacterized. Gene Ontology annotation, molecular function: zinc ion binding; nucleic acid binding. The record is from RefSeq and is a predicted model, not a curated record. NCBI's taxonomy places the organism in Eukaryota, Viridiplantae, Streptophyta, Magnoliopsida, Fabales, Fabaceae.